Molecule: messenger RNA, 675 nt
Organism: Verticillium nonalfalfae
Lineage: Eukaryota; Fungi; Ascomycota; Sordariomycetes; Glomerellales; Plectosphaerellaceae
Exons: 2
Coding region: 1-675 (224 amino acids)
Source: RefSeq, a predicted model, not a curated record
AUGGUCUCGGACAGCUCCAGCAACAUCCGCGUCUUCAUUCGCUGGGACGACCAGACUGUCUUUGCUGGCGAGGAGAUCAAGUGCACCAUCACCUUCAAGAACGUUGCCGCCGAUUCCAGUCAACAUAAGCAGACCCAACGGCAGGCAAAUGUCGCCGAUCGUCCCAGAUAUGCCACCCCGCUGCAUCGUGGGAAGCCCAUCACCGGCUCGACCCCACCGACCCCGUCAACUGCUGGUCCCUCUCGCGGCCACCGUUCUACCCUUUCCCUAAGUGCACCGGCCGCCUUUUCAAGGAGCCGUUCUGGCUCGAUCGUGUGGCCACAACCCCCACCGCACCCUCCGAAAUCUAGCGACAACCAGGGCAACAGUCAUCGACGGUCCAUCUCCAUCGUCUCCAUUGGAUCGGCCAACACAGCUCCUGAUGAUGCGCAAAGCAACGCUUCGUUCGCCAGGAUACAAAGGCCCGGAAGGGGGCAUGCGCGGGCUCACAGCUUGCACAUUAUGCCCCGGGCUGGCCUCGGAAUCUCUGGGCCCCACAUCACCGCGGCAGGUCAGCUCUCCGAUGUUCAAAUCUACACAGAUGUCCGAUCGACACCCCCGGUCUCCAGGUCCAUCAACCAUGCCGAAUACUCCCGCCAUCAGCGGCCCUUUCCGACAGUCACGGUCACCUUCUAG